AUGCCUUCAACAUAUAAAAGGGAUAAGCCCUGGGAUACAGAUGACAUUGACAAGUGGAAGAUUGAAGAAUUCAAGCCUUCUGAUAACGUAGGCGGCACAUUCACGGAGGAAUCCUCUUUCGUUAGCUUGUUUCCCAAGUACAGAGAGAUCUAUCUAAGGGAGGUAUGGCCGCUGAUAACCAAAGCGCUGGAGAAGAACGGUAUAGCAUGCACGCUGGAUUUGGUGGAGGGUAGCAUGACCGUCAAGACCACCCGAAAGACAUUCGACCCUGCCGCUAUCCUGAAAGCAAGAGAUCUGAUCAAGCUGCUGGCAAGAAGUGUUCCAGCCCCACAAGCAUUGAAAAUCCUCGAGGAUGACGUCGCAUGCGAUAUCAUCAAGAUCCGUAACCUGGUCCGGAAUAAGGAGAGAUUCGUAAAGAGACGACAGCGCAUUCUGGGGCCCUCUGGAUCCACACUAAAAGCCCUCGAACUGCUUACAAACACAUAUCUACUCGUUCAGGGAAACACCGUUGCCGCUAUGGGCCCCUUCAAGGGCCUAAAAGAAGUCCGUCGAGUUGUAGAAGACUGCAUGAACAACAUUCACCCAAUAUACCAUAUUAAAGAACUAAUGAUCAAACGAGAACUUGCCAAGGAUCCUCAAUUGGCAGAGGAAUCCUGGGACAGGUUCCUUCCGCAACUGAAGAAACGGACCCUUAGCAAAAGACGGAAACCAUUCAAGGUCACCGAUAAAUCAAAGAAGGUUUACACACCAUUCCCACCUGCUCAGGAGAAGAGUAAGGUUGAUCUACAGAUCGAGAGUGGUGAAUAUUUCCUUAGCAAACAGGCCAAAGAAAGAGCUCGAAAAGAGGAAAUCAUGGAGAAGCAGCGGGAAAAAAGGGCGGAGAAGAUGAAGGAGCAGGAAAAAGAUUAUAUUCCGCCGAAGGAAGAUACUGGUGAGAAGAAGAAAAAGAAACGAAAGCGACAUGAGGACUAUGAUGAGGAUGCCAGGAAUGGAGACGAUGUUGAGAAGAAAGUCAAACAUAAAAAGAGCUCCAAGAAGGAGAAAGCAUGA
Molecule: messenger RNA, 1050 nt
Organism: Microsporum canis CBS 113480
Lineage: Eukaryota; Fungi; Ascomycota; Eurotiomycetes; Onygenales; Arthrodermataceae
Product: 90S preribosome/SSU processome component KRR1
Exons: 3
Coding region: 1-1050 (349 amino acids)
Cellular component (GO): nucleolus; small-subunit processome
Molecular function (GO): RNA binding
Source: RefSeq, a predicted model, not a curated record